This is a messenger RNA of Colletotrichum lupini, 2823 nucleotides long. RefSeq names its product high-affinity nicotinic acid transporter. Gene Ontology annotation, molecular function: phosphatase activity; transmembrane transporter activity. Gene Ontology annotation, cellular component: membrane. The coding region runs from base 1 to 2823 and encodes 940 amino acids. The record is from RefSeq and is a predicted model, not a curated record. Lineage: Eukaryota; Fungi; Ascomycota; Sordariomycetes; Glomerellales; Glomerellaceae. Gene Ontology annotation, biological process: transmembrane transport; carbohydrate metabolic process. The transcript is spliced from 6 exons.
AUGUCGUUGGGUUGGUACGCAAGAAUCCUGCAGAUGAUGGAAGGGUGGGCCAUGAUUCCGCCAUCAGUUCUCGGCGCGCUUCAGCGAAUGAUGUGCAGAUACAGCAACGCUUCAGAAGCACUCUCUAUCGCGGGUUCCAUGAUGAGUGCACCGAUACAGCCCGACGAAGUCUGGAUCGACCACGAUGCAACGGCCGCGAGCCGGAAGCAGCAAGCCAACGCAGCCGUGGCCCGGGCCAACGUCGACAACCUACGAGAUGACCCAGAAGCUCGAGCGGCAUUUCUUUCAACGUUUUCUGCGGAAGAGGAAAGAUCCGUCAUCAACAAAGUUGACAAGGCCUUCCUACUUCUCAUCGGCGUAAUGUUUAUGAUCAAGCAGGUGAAGCAAUUUUGUAGAUUGGCUGAAGCCAUUCGACCCAGCGCACUGACGAAUUUCCAGAUUGACCAAACCAAUGCUGCAAAUGUGCGGGUAUUGCAGGCGGGAGAGUCCCGGAAUAUCAUGAAAGAGCUCGACAUGACGUCUGACCAAUACAAUUGGGUCGGAUCCAUCUAUGGUAUCGCCUACAUCAUCUUUGAAGCACCCAGUAAUCUUCUCCUGAAGCGUAUGAGUCCACAUCUUUGGCAGUCUCGUAUCUUCCUCACCUGGGGAAUCAUUACAGCCUGCCAAGCUGCAGCUCAAAAUCGGCAUCAACUUUACGCUAUGCGAUUUCUGCUUGGGAUGUUCGAAGCGGGGAUGUUUCCGGGCAUCAUGGCCCAGUUGUCUAGCUGGUACCGCACAGAUGAGAUAGGCAAACCAGUGACUUGGUUCUUUGCAAUGUCCAACCUGGCAGGUAUCAUCGGAUCUAUUUUAUGUUAUGGUAUCAGCUAUAUGAACGGGAUUCGUGGUAUUAGUGCUUGGAGAUGGGUGUACCUUCUCGAAGGACUGGCUACCAUCGUCUUCUCUGGUGUGGCAUUUUGGCUGCUACCAGACUAUCCCAAGUCACCGCGCAGCAGGCGCUUCCUGACAGAGAGGGAACAAGAGUUUGUAGAGGCCAGGUUACCGGAGAACGCGCCCCUGACUAACGAUCCUGAUUUCGCCGGCAAAGAGAUUUGGGCGGUCUUACGAACACCGUUGAUUUGGUCAUUCAUGCUGUCGCAGACGCUCAUCAACAUUGGAGGAUACGCGUUGACAUGGUACUUGCCUACCAUUGUUACUAAUCUUGGCUUUGUGGGGCUGCCGAGGAAUCAGCUGUUGAAUAUGCCUCCUGCGUUUGCCGCCAUCGUGGGCUUGAUAUUUUUGGCGUGGUUCAUGUCGAGGGCGUAUAUCGUCCGGCCAGCCUACAUCAUAUCUGCCACACUCUCUGGAUCUACGGGGACGGCCUUCACGCUUGGUCUCCAAUCGGGUAUAGCCCAGCUAGGCGGCGUCAUUGGGCCGCAGCUGUUCCAGUCAAAGUUUGCAUACAAUGGUUACAAAACAAGCUUCGCGAUAGCAGCGGCGACAACUAUCGCCUCCUUUGUCGCCAACCUAUGGACUUGGUGGUUGACCCGGAACACGGAGUACGAUGUGAUGAGAGUGAGAAGGAAAAUAUUGAAGGCACGAAAACUUGGCAAGGUCAACUUCGAUGAUGAUAUACGGGUAUUUGAGGAAAGGCGGUUUUACGAUGGAUUCAAACGGCAGGGGGGAGACUCUGAAUGGUGGAUCAAGGGAGAACCCGUCGAGAAUGUGUGGGGGCCAUGCCGUAGCGUAAAUUCUCGCAACUUCACUGAUCCUAAAAUAACUCACUUCGGUCCUGACUCAACACUUUCUGAGGGGCCUCACAUACCAAGUUCACAACCAGUCAUGUCGGCAUCGCCAGCUCUUGCGCAGCUUUUGGAGAAGGUGAUUCCGCAAGGGGACCGCUCGUCUCUCCGCAGCGAUGUAAUCCCGGCAGUCCUUGACGCCAUUUCCGGCAUCGCCAAGACGCUGCAGGCAUCCCAGCACGUCUCACAUGCUGGGACAGCAAACGCCUUUGGUGACGACCAGCUCAACGUCGACGUGCUCUCCGAGAACGUAAUGCGCGAAGCUAUUGCGAGAUGCCCCUCAAUCCAGACCGCAAGCAGUGAGGAGGACCCGAUCGAGAAGCCUGCGAGGCCACAAGCGAGCGCUGGCGCAAACGAGAUCCCUGCAACCUCAGAGGAGUACACCGUCGCUUUCGAUCCCCUUGACGGCAGCUCCAUCAUUGCGCCAAACUGGACGGUUGGAACAAUUGUCGGCAUCUGGGAUGGGCGCACCGCGGUGGGCCAGUCACCGGUUGAGAAGCAGAUUGCGGCCGUUAUUGGUGUCAUCGGACCCCGGACUACCGCCAUUGUCGCCGUGCGGAUCCCCGGCGCCGACUCCGCUUGCUUUGAGAUCGGAUACGGCCCGAACGGCGUGGAAGAUUGCGAGGUCAUCCGGCCGGUCGUCAAAUUGGCUGACGCACCCUUCAAGACGCGUUACUUUGCGCCCGCGAACCUGCGACAUGCGGCGGACGAUGAGAGGUACAGCGCUCUCAUUACGCGCUUCAUCAAGGAGAAGUACACGCUGCGGUACUGCGGCGGCCUUGUACCCGACAUUGUGCAUGCGCUUGUCAAGGGUCAUGGAGUCUAUGUUAUGCCUGUUACUCCCGGUGUUCUUCCCAAGCUCAGAUUCCUCUACGAGCUAUACCCGAUUGCUCUGAUCAUGGAGUGUGCGGGUGGCCAAGCCAUUGACCCCACGGAUGGCAGACCACUGCUUGAGAAGAUUCAGAAGGAUUGCGAUGGUAGAGCGGGUCUAAUUUGCGGCACGACGGAGGAGGUGAGGAUUGUUAAGCAGGUUCUUCUUGGAUGA